CAAAAGUGUUAACUCGCAAGCACCUGCUGUCGUCUGAAUUUGUGUAAACAAAACAUUGUUUUAGUGAAUAAAUUGGUUAUAAACAAAAUGGCUGUACCAUUCUCGAAUACAAAAUUGAGGGUUCCAAAGGGAUUCCAAAACAUCCUUGAAGGAUUAGCAAGAGAAAUUCUUCGCAGCCAGCCAGAGAAUCCAUUUGAGUUUGGUGCAAAAUAUUUUGAACAACUCAUGAGAGUCAGAGAAGAGACUGGCCAUGACCCUGCAGUUCACGGGGCCAGACUGGAAGACAGAUUCUACAACAAUGACUCCUUCAAGUCACCCUCAGUGGACCCAAGCUCCCCUCAACAGCAGGACGCAGCACUCACCAUCCAGACAAACUACCGUAAACACACCGCGGAGCAACAGGUGGAAAAUAUGAAGGAGGAUGAGGCCGCGGAGAAGAUUCAGGCUGGAUUCCGUGGAUACCAGGACAGACAGAAGUUUGCAGACCUCAAGUCGAGGAAAUCAGGUGGCAUCCCUGCAGACAACAGGGAACCGGAAAAGGGGGGUAAACAAGAGGAGGAGGAAGAGGUAGACAUUGACCUUAAUGACCCCGAUGUUGAGAAGGCUGCAGUGAAGAUUCAAGCAGGAUUUAAAGGUUUCAAGGCCAGACAGGAGAUUAAGGAGAUGAAGGAGAAAGCCCCUGAGCCUGCUCCAAGCCCUGAGCCCACAAAAACCCAAGCCCAGGAAGAAGAAGAGGUUGACAUUGACCUCAAUGACCCAGAGGUUGGUGCGGCGGCCCUUAAAAUCCAGGCUGGGUUUAGGGGCCACCAAACUCGCCAACAGUUGAAGGAUAAGCAGGCCCAAAGUCAGGAGCCCAAAACUGAUGAGCCCAAAGAGGCUGAAGCCCUUGCAGAGGAGGAGGAGGUUGACAUUGACCUUAAUGACCCUGAAGUCGGUGCGGCGGCCCUUAAAAUCCAGGCCGGGUUUAGGGGCCACCAAACUAGACAGCAAAUAAAACAGCAGAAGGAAAGUAAAACAGAGACCUCUACACAGGAGACGGAUGUAAAGAAAGAAGAGGAUCUAGACUUGGAUAUGAAUGACCCAGAACUCGCUGGGGCUGCUGUUAAGAUUCAGUCAGGUUUCAGGGGCCAUAUGGCCCGGAAAGAAAUACAGGCUAAAAAGGAAUCCAAGCAGACAGAUAAAUCGCCCCCAGAGCCUGUAAAAGAGGAGAAAAAAGAAGAAGUUGACAUUGACCUAAACGACCCUGACACCGAAAAAGCUGCGUUGAAGAUCCAGGCCGGGUUUAAGGGAUACCAGACGAGAAAAGACCUCAAAUCGAAAAAGGAAGCUCAGACACAACAAGUAAGCAAAGAGGAUGUGAAAGCACCAUCUCCAGAGGCAACAGAAGAGAAAAAAGAUGAAGUUGACAUUGACUUGAAAGAUCCCGAGGUGGAAAAAGCUGCAGUGAAAAUUCAGGCAGGAUUUAAGGGCUACAAAACAAGACAAGAAAUUAAAGCCAAGAUAGAUUCAUCAGAAACACAAGGAGAAGAAAAGGCAGAUGAUAAAUCGGAAGAAAAAACAGAUGAAGCAAAAACAGAUGCUGAUGAAAAGACAGAAGGUGAGACAGUUGACAUUGAUUUGAAUGACCCUGAAGUGGCUCAGGCUGCCACUAAGAUACAGGCGGGGUUUAAGGGAUAUAAAACUCGGCAAGAGCUCAAGCAGAAAAAAGACAGCGAAGAAAAUUAAAUAAAUUAGUAAAGAGUAGUUAUCAAUUUAGAAUUCAAUGAUUAUAAAAAUGACUUGACCAAAGCAAUAGCAUUAUUAAAAGUUUUUGAUUAUCAAUAAGACAAAUAGUUAGUCUUUGUUUGAUGGGGUUUCUCCUAUUUAAAUAUAUUUUUUUUAUUUUUAAAAAAAUAUUAGAAUUUUCUUAAAAGACACUUUAUGAUCAACUGCAAAGCUUAUUUUAUUUUUAAAUGUGUAUAAUACUAAUCGGAAAGAAUAAUACAAAUACAAUAAGAUGAUAAAAAAUACAUUUUAUAGAUUUGCUUAUUAUUUUAUAAAUCGUGAUAUAUUUAUUAUUAAUAGAUGUUUGAUCUAUUUAUUCUUCUCUAGUUUCUGUUGUUGAUAUACCGUCAUGCAUUGUAUAUGUAUUUUUAUCUUUUUUUCACAGGUUAAUACAAACAAAAGGUAGUGUUGAAAAUCUGUGUUUGUGCUAAAGGAAUGAUUGUUUGCUUUUUUAGGAAGAGUUGAAGCAAAAAAUAACAUUUUUUGGCAGUAUUCCAAAUCUAUAACAGCACUACAUGUUUUGUUUUUAUGUCAGAACUGUAAAACUGAACUAAGGAAAAAUUACUGAAAAAUGGCUUAUUAAGUUAAUAUCCUGACUUUGAUCAAUAUCUCUAUCAUUCUUGGAGAACUAUCUGUCUGAUCAAUACAAUACCAGCUUUGGCAAUCCUUGUCAGACUUAACUUAGCACUGCCAUUUUGUGAAAAUGCUUAUUUUUGCAGUGUUUUCUCCCUUUGAAAAAUGUCUUAAAUGUUCAGUAUUCAAAAUAUUAAAUUUUCUGUUUUCAAAUGUAGGUUGAAAUUUUAUAACGGUAUGUGUGUAACAGUAUGCAAGAAAAAUGAAGACACUACUUAAUUAAAUGAUUUCACAAAAAUCGUUUCUUGUGUAAAUGUAGAAAUAAAGCAGGAUCAUUCAUAGAAAUUUCACUUUAAAAUCAUAACAUCACUUCAGAAACAGUUUAGGCAAUAAUAGUUAUAUUUCGAGAGAUUAUUUGGUCCCAAGAUCACAUGGAAAGCUUGGUGUGUGUUUGUUAGCGCUAACAUUGCGUGUACGGUGUCACUGUGUGUUUAGUGCGUGUUCAAAUAACAAAUAUUAGUGCCCCCCUUUAAUAAACACAGAAUCUUCGUAAUACUUAAUACAUUUGUAUCUGACAAUUAUGCGUUCUAUUUAUCAUUACAAUUGAAGUCAAUUUUGUAAAUCAGUUGAUGGAACAUUUUACAUGUAUUCAUGAUUAUAUAUAUAUCAGAAUACAGUCAAGCGUAAAAUCUUUUAACUUAUAUCAAGUUCAUUAACUGUUUUAUGGUAAAAAUGAGUCAUGAUUUAAACUAAGUGAAAUUUUAAAUACUUCUUAAUUAUUAUACAUGCAAUUUGGAACUAUUUUUUUUGUUUCAAUAAAUUGACUUUAUGCAUUACUGUAUUAUUUAAUAUAUUGCUUUAUUAGCAUUUAUAAAUGUUAUGUAUGUUCCCGAAUCAGCACAGGAUAAAUGUAACGUUUGAAAGCUAUAUUUCUCAUAUAUUUCAAUUGUUCUCUUCUUUUAUCAAUAUACAUUGAUUUUGUUCUUUACUUACUUGUGUAUUGUUAUAAGUCUUUUAUACCGGUACCUUCGAGUUAGGUUGUGAAAUAUUUUCGUCAUUGUAUGUAUUACCAUUUGUUAGAACAUUUUUGUUGCAUUUUCGAUCUAGCAUUGUGCUAUGCAACUGUAUUUUUAAAUAAAAAAAUAAAACAUCUCAAACUAA
Molecule: messenger RNA, 3498 nt
Organism: Mya arenaria
Lineage: Eukaryota; Metazoa; Mollusca; Bivalvia; Myida; Myidae
Product: neurofilament heavy polypeptide-like
Exons: 11
Coding region: 88-1725 (545 amino acids)
Molecular function (GO): calmodulin binding
Source: RefSeq, a predicted model, not a curated record